This is a messenger RNA of Nannospalax galili (Upper Galilee mountains blind mole rat), 2223 nucleotides long. It is a transcript of the gene Iho1, whose product is annotated as coiled-coil domain containing 36. Gene Ontology annotation, biological process: meiotic DNA double-strand break formation; DNA recombination; homologous chromosome pairing at meiosis. Gene Ontology annotation, cellular component: condensed nuclear chromosome. The record is from RefSeq and is a predicted model, not a curated record. The transcript has 8 exons. The coding region runs from base 53 to 1786 and encodes 577 amino acids. NCBI's taxonomy places the organism in Eukaryota, Metazoa, Chordata, Mammalia, Rodentia, Spalacidae.
GGUUGGCAGGUUGUGCGGCCCAGGAAAGCAGAGGGAGAAAUAAGUCUCAGAAAUGAAUUUUAAUGUCUGGAAUAUCAAAGAGAUGCUCAGUAUUCCCUCAGGUUCUGGGAUCACUAAAUCAUCUAGCUGGAAUAAUAAUCAGACUGAUGAUUCUGCUCUCAGUGACUCCCAGUUCCUCUUUGGAUCUCAGUUUUGUCCAGAAAACUCAGAGGCUCUGUCAGUACCCUUGGAAUUUAGUGCUCACUUGAGAUAUCCAAAACAGACACAGCAGAAUUCUCUAGAUAGUGAACCUAGUAUUUUCACAAAGUACCAGACAAAACCCCAGUUGUUUGGAGGAGAUACAAAGGAUGAAGGCUUAUUUUCUCUUCCUUUGCCAGCUGGAAAAUCAAAAGGACUCUUGAAACAGUUUGAGGAGCAAAAAAGAAGGGCAACAGACAGAUGUGACAGUGAGAUCCUUAACCAAUUUGUUUCUCAUUUUGGAGAACUCAUUCAGAAGUUGCAGACAUCUUUGGAAAAGUCUGAGGAACAUCUCACCUCAAGAAGCCAAUGUAUUUUGGAGUCUUUGGAGACUGUGGUCAAGACAUUUCAAGAGACUACACGGGUCCAGAGUGACCUGAUGAUUGGGGUGGUGCAAGACAAAGGCAAUAUGGAACAGGCCAUCCUUGACAUACAGAAGAAAUUAGAAGCUAGACGAGCAGAGUUUAUAGAAAUGAAGUCCAGCCUGAAGAACCUUGAAAUUCUAGUUGCCCAGCAGAGUAAGGACUUCCAGCAGCUUUGUGAGAAGCUAGGCCAGCUCAAUGUGCCUGGUGUCUUAGAAGAGCUGAAGCAAUUAAUCUCUGUGCCUCAGGUACCUGGGCAUGUGAAAGACAGCACUUCUCAGACCUCACCCUCUCUGACCCAGAGUCUCAAUUUCAUCAGGCAGGGAAAAAACACCUCUGAGGAGCCAUCAACUUGGGAGAGCCAAGAGCCUCCUACUGCAAUGAAUCCCAGUAUGAGUUCCCAGAGGUCUGAGGGGUUUGGAAUCUGGGAUAAAGGAGCAAAGAAUAAUGUUCUCCAAGAGGUUACACUACCAGCAGAUGGGCCCCAUAAAGGAAAAGAGCAUGUAAAGGACAGAACAAUGCAAAAUAACUGCAAGAACUGGGUUAUCACCAAAACAAGUCCCAAGAACCAUGACUCCAGCCUCCCAAACCACAAAGUUUGUGGUGACGAAGAUCUAAUUUCCCAAGAAUCAUCACAAGUGAACUUAAAGACUUUUGUGACCAGGUUUAAGAAUGUCUACCCCAAAUAUCAAGCCCAGAGCAAGUUUUCUUCUGACCCAUGUGAACAGUCAGCAACUGAACAGAAGAAAGGCAGGUCACUCAAAGGCAAAAAGAAACAGACCAGAAAAUCCUGCAGAGGGAAGCCUCUAGGUAGGAAGCAAGAACAAACCCCAAGCAAGACCUGUGCUUUCAUUUCUAAAUAUCAGAGUUCUCAGUCUCUAGUUUCUGGCCCACAAGAGCCCUCCAUCCAGCAUUGGGGUCUAAGAGGCCCUGCAAAGCCAUCCUGUCAUGUUCUGAGAGGAACAGUUAAGACCAGCAAUACAGCAAAUGCAGCACAAGGGAGUCUCUUACAGUCUACCAGGCAUUCUUCAGAAGACAAUGAGUGUUUUUUCAGCAGUUCGCAGGGGGACCAGCAGAUAAGUUGGUUCAAUAACCUCAGUCUUGAAACUCUAGCGCCAACUCAAUGUAAGAAGGCAGGGAAGAAUUUGCUCUGUGACCCCGAUUUUGAUAGUGAUGAUAACUUCUAACCUGCCAACAGUGAAUUUAGCUGAUAGUUUAUUGAUCUCAGCUGGAAAGACAAAUUGUAGAACAUUUGGACUGGGCAGUAACAAAGUAUCUUUGAAACCUGCUUCCCAACCCUCAGGGUCAGAGGCCCUGACAGAUUGUGAUCAGUAGGAAGUAGGGGAAGGUCCAGGACUCUGGGUAUUAGUUGCUGUUCAAGAUACCAGUCUGUUUUCACUCUUAUUUCCUUCUGUGCCUGUAGCUUCCACCUAUGUGGGCAAUCACAAUAGCCCUCUCAGAGACAAGGAAAUUCAGAUCUGGGCUCUGCCCUGGCUUCCCUGGCCUCUUCUUCCUUUUGGCUACAUUGGCUGGCUGCGUAUUCUCUCCACUGCAGCCUUUAACCCCUGCUGCUCCACACUGUUUGUGCAAGGGAGAUAUGAGAGAAAGCCCAGGUGCAGGAAGA